AUGCUUUCUCUAGUGGUUGUACUGAGGCGAAGUGAGGCAGGCCAGCGGUUGACCAGUCAACAACGAAAAGGUGAGGUUUGUUUUACGACGCCUCGGUUCAAAAGCCGAAAGGCAGAAGCGGUGCUGUUAGCCGGCUACUCUUCUGUGUCGAGUUUUGAGACGUCGGUCGAUCGAGCGGUCAACCGACCGAUGUCCAUGAAGAAAGAGGGAAUACAGACGAGGAAGAGGAAGACGAAGGGCGAAGGCGGCUGUGGCGGCGGUAGCGGCAGAAAGGGAGGAAGUGGUGUGAAUUCGGACUGCGGCGGUGGAGGAAGAGGAGGAUGUGUUAACAUGUCGGGCGGCGGCGGCGGCGGCGGCGGCGGCAGUGGCGCCAAGGCCGCCGCGGCGCUAGGUGAGAGCUGGUUUGUACUAGACGCGGAUUCGGAUUUCGGUAAGACGGCUUUUUGUGCAGAAAUGCGCAAUGGUAAUGGAAAUGCGUUUUUGUUCGAAAAUUUGCACAACGAUGCGCUGGCGAAUGAGUUGGCGUUUCACCAGCGCAUUCUGCCGCUGAGCGCCGCCGGCCUCGACCCGUGCCACAUCACGUCGUCGAACAUGGCAGCGGCGGCAGCCAUCCGCUUCCGAGGUCUGGAGCUUCCGCCGCCGGGGGCGGCGGCGGCCGCCAGUUCGUCGUGGACAGUGGCCGGCAACCACCAAGCGCCGCUACCGUCGCUCAGUUCGACGAUCGCGUUGACACCGCCUGAACAGCUCAGCCCGUCGCAACUGAUCACGUCCUACCACCACAACGCGCCGUCGAUGGCCAGUGUACGUUCGACCGGUAUGACAGGCUGCGGCACACUCGGCUCAACCAUGUCCACGGUCAGCUUCGGUGGCGGCAACUGCGGCGGCGGCGGCGGCAACGCGCUGGCUCUUUUCUUGAACGCGGUCGAUCCGACCACCAGCGUGAACGUCAAAGACCUCCAGCAGCACCAGCACCAGCACCAGCACCAGCCGCAACACCAGCACCAGAACAGCUGUGUGACCGUCGUUUGGCGUCGGAUCCAGUUGUUCGAAAACUCGUCGUCGUCCCUCACGAACGACAACCAGAUCCCGCGUCCAGUCCACUCCAUCCGCGUACUACCGUAUUCAACCAGCCGACCGACGGUUAGUUCUGGUGAUCAGCCUCUGCCGGCGCCUGCCUAUGAUUCUUUUCGUUUGCUGUUGUUUCUUACCGUUCGCGAUCGAUUGCCGUGUCGUACGGAGGCAUGCGUUGAGGAGCUGUCGAACCGCCGCCUCCGUGUCCGCCUGCGCAUCGAUUUCACGAAAUUUCACUUUCGCCAAUCGCAUCGAUUUCACGAAGUGGACGCCACGCCCGCAUGUCGCUCGAACUCUCCAAUCAUCAAACGACCGACAAAUGGACGAUCGCCGCCUCACGUCACUUCGGUUUCUUUUCUUGCGUUCGCUCGCGUCGCGUCGCGUCGGUCAGUCCGUGGCAUAGCGGCUGCCGUGCCGAUUGUUAUCCUUACGACGUUAUUAUAA
This is a messenger RNA of Soboliphyme baturini, 1515 nucleotides long. The record is from the annotation of a GenBank genome assembly. Lineage: Eukaryota; Metazoa; Nematoda; Enoplea; Dioctophymatida; Soboliphymatidae.